AUGGAAUCAAUCAAGCAGGUGGAAGAGAGGAUUCGUGAUGUUGAAUUACUGCUUGGUGAGUGGGAAUCGGUAAAUGACUUGACUGGGAGAUUGCGGAUGCUGUCACAGGAGCUAAAGCUACUGUACCGCAAUGGUGUUCAAUGCUCAGAAUCAUUUUGGACGCUUCUAGAGCGUUACAUGAAAGCAAACGACUUCAAUGAACAUCCAGGAUGGAUGCAGCGUUUCAAUGCAUGUUCAGAAGGAAUUGAGAAGCUGCUGGAUCGCCUCUAUGAGCUCGACCUGGUGUAUCAAGCCGAAAACGUGGACCACGUGCUGUCAUGUGGACUGCUCACAUAUGCCGAAUCGGGCUCUGUUGACCUUCGCGAUCUUCCUACCCUUUAUCAACAAUGCAACGACCUGAUGCUGAGGACUAUAUGUGCAGUGCGCAGGUUUACUGCGUUGAACCUCGAGAUGAACGAGUUUAGUGCUGAUGUUGAAGCUAGAAUGAGACGCGCAGAAAAUGCCUUGACAAUAAUAUACAAAAAACGGACUAUCUAA
Messenger RNA from Lachancea fermentati, 537 nucleotides. NCBI's taxonomy places the organism in Eukaryota, Fungi, Ascomycota, Saccharomycetes, Saccharomycetales, Saccharomycetaceae. The record is from the annotation of a GenBank genome assembly.